AGGUGGUUAUAUUUGUCACUAGCCACCUCUAAACAGACAUGGACCUGAGUGAUUUUGAGGCAAACAACUCAGUUAGUUGUCGGCUUUCAUCUUCGAUCCCGAAUGUCUGCAAGACUGAAGACUGCUGUUUGGGCAUUGAUGAGGCUGGCAGGGGUCCUGUGUUGGGUCCGAUGGUAUAUGGAAUAUGUUUUUGUCCUGUCUCUCGAAAGGAGGAUUUAAAGAAUCUGAAAGUUGCAGAUUCAAAGACACUGAGUGAGGCGGAGAGAGAAAAUCUGUUUCUAAAGCUGAAUGAAGCUAAGAGUUUUGUGGGCUGGGCUCUUCAGAUCCUUUCACCUAAUACCAUCUCCACCAGCAUGUUACAGAGGGCAAAGUAUAAUUUAAAUGCUCUGUCUCAUGAUGCUGCUAUUGGGCUGGUGCAGUAUGCUCUAGACUCUGGAGUGCAGCUCAAAGAGGUGUUUGUGGAUACAGUGGGGCCAGCAGAAAAGUAUGAGCAGAAGCUGUCUCAGCGUUUUCCCGGGAUUAAGGUGACUGUACGACCAAAAGCUGAUUCCCUCUUCCCCAUCGUCAGUGCAGCCAGUAUCUGUGCCAAGGUUGCCAGAGAUCAUGCAGUAAAAGGCUGGAAGUUUGCAGAGGAUCUUGGGGAGGUGGAUACUGACUACGGUUCAGGGUAUCCUAAUGACCCGAAAACUAAGAGCUGGCUGCUGAAGUAUUUGGACCCAGUUUUUGGGUAUCCUCAGUUUGUGCGCUUUAGCUGGAGUACAGCACAGACAUUACUGGAUGAUAAAGCGGUGACCGUACACUGGGAUGAUGAUGAGGAGAAUGGAGGGAAAGCAGCAGCUCGGCAGAGUAACAAGUCUGUGCUCUCGUACUUCAGCCGUAGCAAACCUUCCAGUGAUACUGACACACGAGAGACGCAUCGCUUCUUCAAAGAGCGCUGUUUACAAAGUAUAGAUCAACUCUGAAUGUGAAAGGCUGAUUUUUUUUACACACACACAAACUGUAAAAAUCAGAACAGCAGUACUCUAAAUGUACUACAAUGUAAACACACUUCACACACACAACCACAGAGUUGGCUCAGAAAGGAUUGCUCUUGGUGUUCAUCUGAAAAAAAUAUCAGAUUUAACAUUUAUCAUAGAGGUCACAUGUGCUUCAGUGUUGUUUUAUACAUGUUAUCUAUGUGUUUUAGUAAUAAAAUGUGUACUGUAUUAAGGA
This is a messenger RNA of Trichomycterus rosablanca, 1212 nucleotides long. It is a transcript of the gene rnaseh2a, whose product is annotated as ribonuclease H2, subunit A. The record is from RefSeq and is a predicted model, not a curated record. Bases 39 to 962 code for a protein of 307 amino acids. Gene Ontology annotation, molecular function: RNA binding; RNA-DNA hybrid ribonuclease activity. Lineage: Eukaryota; Metazoa; Chordata; Actinopteri; Siluriformes; Trichomycteridae. Gene Ontology annotation, biological process: mismatch repair; DNA replication, removal of RNA primer. The transcript is spliced from 8 exons. Gene Ontology annotation, cellular component: ribonuclease H2 complex.